This is a messenger RNA of Clupea harengus (Atlantic herring), 2480 nucleotides long. Its product is annotated as E3 ubiquitin-protein ligase RNF4-like. Gene Ontology annotation, biological process: positive regulation of transcription by RNA polymerase II. The record is from RefSeq and is a predicted model, not a curated record. Lineage: Eukaryota; Metazoa; Chordata; Actinopteri; Clupeiformes; Clupeidae. Gene Ontology annotation, molecular function: transcription factor binding.
UUUUUUUUUUCCAAUUCUGAUGGCUGUAGUAGUUCCCAAUUAUAGCAUGCCAUUUAUUAUAAGCGAGGUUUUGCUAAGAAAUCGACGUACAUCGGGAAACAUACGCUAAAUUGUAACAAAAUGACUCUUUGAUAGUUGUAGUAGUUCCCAAUUACAGUGUGUCACUUCUCACAGAUGAUAAUUUGUUGGAAAGUCAAAUCAUAUAGAAACAGAAGUGAAUUAGUCACUUACUACAAGUGCGAUUUAGCUAAAAAAUUAAGUACAUGGACACAGAAGUGAAUUAUUUAAAAUAGUCUGAACUGACAUUUCACUGACAUUUUCUCAUUCUGUUGACUGUAGUCUCUCAUUAAGGUACGUACAAAGAAACAGGAGUGAUUUAUUUCAGAAAAAGUUAUUCAUUAAAAGUCAACUAGCUUUUUCUCAUUCUGAUGACUGUAGACUCUUAGCUCUUAGAAUGUCUCACUUGCUACAGGUGAGAUUGUGUUGAAUGUGAAAAGUCAAAUGAUAUGGCUCCAGGAAUUAAUUAUUUAAUUGUAAACAAAACCAUAAAGAAUGACAUGACAUAAAGUGUGGGAGAAACCGUUGUCAUUUUGUAUGGGGGGAUUGAAAAAUCGACAACAUAACGCCCAUGAUGGUUAAAUAACUGCUUGAGAGACCCCGCAUUCGAUACUGUUAAUUAAAAUGCCCAUGUAUGUCGUCUUUCUAUAGACUUUAGACCCAUUAUAUCUGUAAAAUAUGUAUUGUUUAAACACAAGCCAAUCUGUGCUGUGACCCUGUAAUUGGGAACAACUACAACCUUCAGGGUGAGAGAACUACAGUAUUCACUAAGUCACUUACGGUAGUUUUGUUUUUUUGUGAAUAUUUUCUAGACAUAAUUCACUCCCGUAUAAUUUGACUUAUCAAGAAGGGGAGGGGGCAUUUUAUGUAUUUAGAUAGAAUUUCUUCUAAGAAUGCCUUAUGAGAAGUCACUUACUCCGUUUUGGAAGUACUACAGAUUUUAAGAGCCGUAAAGGAGAUUUUAUUUCAUAUUUUUCCAAUUCCAACUGGGAUGUCAAAAAGCAAACGUCAAUGAAAUGUAUAAUUUUCAGACGGUCCCUAACACAAAACGAAGCGACUGAAUGUUGUGAAACUGUUUAGAUAAAAAUCGAUAGCGUCAAAAAUAUUGUUAUUUUCUUUUGAAAAUAUGAUAUUAUAGUGGACUGUUCAUGUAAUUAAGAUGGAGUGCUUUGUCGUGUCCAAAUGUACGGAACGUUUAAAAUCGAAUAUCAAACGUCGAACUAUCUUUACCGCUGUACGAAACCGAAAGACAAAACGGUAGCAUUAGCUGUGUUGAUAAACGGUACGUGUCGUUUAGGGACCUUGUGGAAGUUGCUAGCUAGUUAGCUGGCCAUAUUAAGUAGUAAGAUAUCCUGUUACACUUAACGUUUUGUUAUCCUUGGCAUGUUGAAAUACUGACAGGGAGACUUUGUCUGAUUUUCAAAACCUAACAUUGAUUAGUUGACACACAAUGAACGUUUAGUUGCACCGAGAUUGUUGCACCGAGACACUUUCGCCAUUUUGAAAUCGAAAGUGCGAACGGAGGUGGCGAUUUUUCAGGACAGAACGCAUCCAGCAGAAUCUACAUGACAGUGACAUGAGUGGAACAACUCAGAGAAAGAAACGGGUUGGUGAUGCUUGCUCAAGACGCGGGUCCAAGAGAAGUAGACGUAACACAGACAGCAUGACCUCGGAGGAACCUCCAGAGACCAUUGAUGUUGAGAAUGACCGACUUCGUGGUGAAGAGGUAGUGGACCUAACAAGCGAAACCACAGAAGCAUCUGUGGUUGACCUCACAAACACUGACUGCGUUGUGCUGUUGGAUGAAGGUUCACAGAGCCAGCAGAGCAGAGCCACUGAAGGCUAUGUUCUGAUCAGUGAUGAAGAAGAGACCCCCGGCAUCACUCCAGCUGCCAACUCUAGAUUCAGGUCGACAACAGGUGAAGUGAGUUGUCUGGUAUGCUUCAACACAUAUAAUGAGAUUGUGCAGAGUGGCAGAGGAAUGGUGUCCACCCUGUGUGGUCACAUGUUCUGUAAGCAAUGCCUGCGUGAAUCCCUUGACCGGACGCACGCCUGCCCCAGGUGCCAAACUAAACUGACUCGUCGACAGUACCAUCCCAUCUAUUUCUGACUUUGGUAGAAGGAUGAUGUGCAUUUAUCUGUAAAUAUGUUUUACCCCAUACCUACCACAACACACACACACACACACACACACACACACACACACACACACACAUGCACAAAACCAGCGAGCAAUACCUUUGGAGGAAAGGAACUCACUAUAGUUGGUCAUCUUGACUUUUUUUAGUGGGCGAGUUUGAAAACACAGUCAGUGUGCGUUUGCUUGUACAAUUACUUUUCAGUGUGUGUUCGUAAUUGUUCUGUAUUUCAUUUCUGUUUAUUUAUAUUUGCUGAUUUCUAUAAAAAAUUGAAUUGUAUUACUG